This is a messenger RNA of Sorex fumeus (smoky shrew), 2256 nucleotides long. It is a transcript of the gene EEF2K, whose product is annotated as eukaryotic elongation factor 2 kinase. The coding region runs from base 1 to 2169 and encodes 722 amino acids. The record is from RefSeq and is a predicted model, not a curated record. Gene Ontology annotation, biological process: protein phosphorylation. Gene Ontology annotation, molecular function: calmodulin binding; elongation factor-2 kinase activity; calcium ion binding. NCBI's taxonomy places the organism in Eukaryota, Metazoa, Chordata, Mammalia, Eulipotyphla, Soricidae. The transcript is spliced from 17 exons.
AUGGCAGAGGAAGAUCUUAUCUUCCGCUUGGAGGGAGUUGAUGGCAGCCAGACCGGCCACAACGGGGAAACUGAUGCAGACAGUGAUGACGAGGAAGGUUUCUUUAUCUGCCCCAUCACCGAGGACCCGAGAACUCAUCAGAAUGCUAAUGUCAAGGCUGAUCUCUACUGCAGUAACAGAAUGAAAACUGAGUCCUACGGCUCCAUCGGGUCCCCUGGCAGUUCCUUCCACUUUAAGGAAGCCUGGAAGCAUGCAAUCGAGAAGGCCAAGCACAUGCCGGAUCCCUGGGCUGAGUUCCAUUUGGAGGACAUUCCCACGGAAAAUGCCAAGCGUCACAGGUACAAUGCAGUGACUGGGGAGUGGCUGGAAGAUGAAGUUCUGAUCAAGAUGGCAGCUCAGCCCUUCGGCCGUGGAGCUAUGCGGGAGUGUUUCCGGACGAAGAAGCUUUCUAACUUCCUGCACACCCAGCAGUGGAAAGGGGCAUCCAACUACGUGGCCAAGCGCUACAUCGAGUCUGUGGACAGGGACGUGUACUUUGAGGACGUGCGGCUGCAGAUGGAGGCCAAGCUCUGGGGAGAGGAGUACAAUCGGCACAAGCCCCCCAAACAGGUGGACAUCAUGCAGAUGUGCGUGGUGGAGCUGACGGGGAGGCCCGGCCGGCCCCUGUUCCACCUGGAGCAUUACAUCGAGGGCAAGUACAUCAAGUACAACUCCAACUCGGGCUUUGUCCGCGACGACAACGUGCGCCUGACCCCACAGGCCUUCAGCCACUUCACGUUUGAACGCUCGGGCCAUCAGCUGAUCGUGGUGGACAUCCAGGGUGUGGGCGACCUCUACACCGACCCGCAGAUCCACACCGAGACGGGCACUGACUUCGGAGACGGCAACCUGGGUGUCCGGGGCAUGGCGCUCUUCUUCCACUCUCACGCCUGCAACCGCAUCUGCCAAAGCAUGGGCCUGGCGCCCUUUGACCUGUCGCCCAGGGAGAGGGACGCGGUGAACCAGAGCACCGAGUUGCUGCAAUCAGCAAAGACCAUCUUGAGGGGGACCGAGGAAAAGUGUGGGAGCCCCCGCAUCAGGACUCUCUCUGGGAGCCGGCCCCCACUGCUCGGGCGCCUUUCAGAGACCUCUGGAGACGAGAACUUGAGUGACGUGACCUUUGACUCUCUGCCUUCUUCCCCAUCUGUGGCCACCCCCUACGGCCAGAAGCUGGACCAGCUCCACUGGCCUGCGUUCAGCGACCUGGAUAACCUGGCACCCCAUGACCAGGAGGACCUUGACAACCACCGGGAUUCUGAAAACAGCGGGGACAGUGGAUACCCCAGUGAGAAGCGGGGUGAGCUCGAUGACCUGGAGCCCCGAGAACACGGUCCCACAAAUGGCCAUCGGAGGUCCGAGUCAGACGAAGACAGCCUGGGCAGCUCAGGGCGGGUCAGCGUGGAGAAGUGGAACCUCCUCAACUCCUCCCGCCGGCACCUGCCCCGGCCCUCCGCUGUUGGCCUGGAGCUGCAGAGGCUGAGCGCUCUGGACCUGGAGAGGAAGAUCGGGAAGUCCAUUUUGGGGAAGGUCCACCUGGCCUUGGUGCGCUACCACGAGGGUGGCCGCUUCUGCCCCAAGGACGAGCCGUGGGACCGCGAGGCGGCUGUGUUCCACCUGGAGCAGGCGGCCAACCUGGGCGAGCUGGAGGCCAUCGUCGCCCUGGGCCUCAUGUGUGCGCAGCUGCCGCACCAUCUCCUGGCCGAUGUCUCUCUGCAGGAGACGGAAGAGAAUAAAACCAAAGGCUUUGACUACUUACUGAAGGCGGCGGAGGCUGGCGACCGGCAGUCUAUGAUCCUGGUCGCACGCGCUUUCGACACGGGCGAGAACCUGGGCCCAGACAGGUCCCGGGACUGGCGAGAAGCUCUUCAUUGGUACCACACUGCCCUGGAGACCACCGACUGUGAUGAAGGUGGCGAGUAUGAUGGGAUGCAAGAUGAGCCCCGGUACGCCCUGCUGGCCAGGGAGGCAGAAAUGCUGUCUACUGGGGGCUGCGGGCUGCAGAAAGAUGCCCAGAAAUCAGGUGACUUGUACACGCAGGCAGCAGAGGCUGCGAUGGAAGCCAUGAAGGGUCGGCUGGCCAACCAGUACUACCAGAAGGCGGAGGAGGCCUGGGCCCAGAUGGAGGAGUAACUGGCCAAUAGAACCGCUGCCUGCUGGGCCCAAGUCGCAGGCAAGGAAGAGGGAAAACAAGAAAGACUGAGUUAUCGACUGGGUUUG